Molecule: messenger RNA, 4486 nt
Organism: Pygocentrus nattereri (red-bellied piranha)
Lineage: Eukaryota; Metazoa; Chordata; Actinopteri; Characiformes; Serrasalmidae
Gene: plcg1
Product: phospholipase C, gamma 1
Exons: 33
Coding region: 375-4304 (1309 amino acids)
Biological process (GO): phospholipid catabolic process; phosphatidylinositol-mediated signaling; positive regulation of epithelial cell migration
Molecular function (GO): phosphatidylinositol-4,5-bisphosphate phospholipase C activity; protein binding
Source: RefSeq, a predicted model, not a curated record
CUUUUGUUGUGCAGAAGGGGGUCGGAUGGGGGAAGGGCCGCGGCCGCCUGCCUGCCUGCUGCCGUGUGGGAGAGCCUGCAACCCGGACAGUGGGAGCUCCACGGCACGCCGAGCCCAGGGACAUCCACACCGGGGGACCGAGCCGAGACGCCUCUCUUUUCGCCGCAGGAUGAAGUAAAGCCCGCUCCGCGGUCUCUCCAUCUCCCUCUCCGUCCCUCCUUACUUACCGACAUGUGCGGGACUGAGAUUGCGGUCAAUCUUCGUGCUUUUCUUUCGUUUCAUUUGCGUUAUUAAACGGUGUCCUGGUCAGGCCCGGGAGGCUCUGAAUUAUUUUGAAAAGAGGAAUAAAAGGGAAGGACAAAACCAAGAGGAGCAUGGCCAUGGCUGCUGCCUUCUUUUCCAAUGGCCCUGUGGCAUGUACCCCAAGCGACACAGAGCUCAACAGCAUUUACCGUGAUUUGGAGCUGGGCACCGUGCUUACUCUGUUCUAUUCUAAAAAAUCUCAGAGACCUGAGAGGAGGACAUUUCAGGUGAAGCUGGAGACGAGACAGAUCAUAUGGACCAGGGGCACAGACAAAAUUGAGGGAGAAAUUGACAUUAGGGAGAUUAAGGAGAUCCGGUCAGGUCAGAAGUCUCGAGACUUUGAGCGCUAUGUGGAGGAUUCAGCAGCCAAACCGGACCAGGCCCACUGCUUCGUCAUCCUGUACGGAACAGAGUUUCGCCUCAAAUCCCUCAGUCUGGCAGCCACGUCCGAUGAGGAGAUGACGAUGUGGGUGAAGGGUCUGACUUGGCUGGUCACAGACACCCUGCGCUCUCCCACCCCUUUACAAAUAGAACGGUGGUUAAGGAAGCAGUUUUAUGCCGUUGAUCGCAGCAGAGAAGAUAAAAUUUCUUGUAAGGAUCUGAAAAACAUGCUGUGUCAAGUCAACUAUAGAGUCCCCAACAUGAAGUUUCUACGAGAGAAGCUUCCGGAUGGAGAGUUGAGGAGUGGUGAUGUUUCUUAUUGUCAAUUUGCUCAGCUGUAUCGUAGCCUGAUGUUCGACGCUCAGAAAUCUAUGGAUAUACCCUUUCUUCUUAGGUUUACUGAGAGGCCUGAGCAAAGGAUCUCACUAGAAGAUUUUCAGAGCUUUUUAAUUGAAUAUCAGAAGGAGCUUUGGGCCACAGAUAAAAACAAAGUGCAGGAGUUCAUGUUCCAUUACCUGAAGGAUCCUCUAAGGGAGAUCGAGCAGCCUUACUACCUUCAGGACGAGUUUCUCACUUACCUGUUCUCCAAGGAGAACUCCAUCUGGGAUGCCACGCUUGACCAUGUGCGUCCGGAGGACAUGAACAAUCCUCUUUCUCACUACUGGAUUUCUUCCUCACACAACACCUACCUGACAGGAGACCAGUUUUCCAGCGAGUCAUCACUGGAGGCGUACGCACGCUGCCUAAGGAUGGGCUGCAGAUGCAUUGAGUUGGACUGCUGGGACGGUCCUGAUGGAAUGCCAGUCAUCUACCACGGCCACACCCUGACCACCAAGAUAAAAUUUUGUGACGUCCUCAUGACGAUUAAAGAGCACGCCUUUGUCACGUCCGACUACCCAAUCAUCCUUUCCAUUGAGGACCACUGCAGCAUUGUGCAGCAGAGGAACAUGGCCUCCUUCUUUAAGAAAGUCUUCGGAGAGAUGCUCUUGACCAAAGCAGUGGACAUCUCUGCUGAUGGCCUUCCCUCACCCAACCAGCUCAAGAGGAAGAUUCUCAUCAAACACAAGAAGUUAGCAGAGGGAAGUGCAUACGAAGAAGUUUCCACAUCCACUCCCUACUCAGAAAAUGACAUCAGCAACUCGAUCAAGAAUGGCAUACUCUUCCUGGAGGACCCCAUCAACCAUGAGUGGUACCCUCACUUCUUUGUCCUGACAAGCAGUAAGAUCUACUACUCUGAAGAGACCACCAGUAACCAAGGCAACGAAGAUGAGGAGGAGCACCGUGAGGUGGGGAAUGGCAUGGACCAGCAUGUGAGUGAGAAGUGGUUUCACGGCAAGCUUGGCGCUGGACGCGAUGGCCGACAGAUCGCUGAGCGGUUGCUUUCGGAAUACUGCCUGGAGACGGGAGCCCCAGACGGUUCCUUUCUGGUCCGCGAGAGUGAGACGUUUGUGGGAGAUUACACCUUGUCUUUCUGGCGCUCUGGUCGAGUGCAACACUGCCGGAUUCACUCUAGGCAAGAGGCCGGCAGCCCAAAAUUUUACCUGACUGACAACUUAGUCUUCGACACACUGUUCGCCCUCAUCACGCACUACCAGCAGGUGGCGCUGCGCUGUAACGAGUUUGAGAUGAAACUGACAGAGCCUGUGCCCCAGACCAACGCCCACGAGAGCAAAGAGUGGUACCAUGCGUGUUUGUCCCGUAGCCAGGCUGAGAACAUGCUGAUGAGGGUUCCACGGGACGGAGCCUUCCUUGUGAGGAAGAGGGCGGAAUUCAAUUCCUUUGCCAUCUCCUUCCGGGCUGAGGGGAAGAUUAAACACUGUCGUGUGCUGCAGGAGGGUCAGACGGUGGUCCUCGGCACCUCUGAGUUCGACAGCCUGGUGGAUCUGAUCAGCUAUUACGAGAAACAUCCACUUUACCGCAAGAUGAAGCUGCGAUACCCAAUCAACGAGGAGACACUGGAGAAGAUCGGCACUGCUGAACCCGACUAUGGAUCUCUAUAUGAGGGUCGUAACCCAGGCUUCUAUGUGGAGGCCAAUCAAAUGCCCACUUUUAAGUGCACUGUGAGAGCUAUGUACGAGUACAAGGCCCAGCGAGAUGAUGAGCUUUCCUUCAGUAAGAACACCAUCAUUCAGAAUGUGGACAAACAGGAAGGAGGCUGGUGGAAAGGUGACUAUGGCGGUAAGAAGCAACUUUGGUUCCCUGCAAACUACGUAGAGGAAAUCAGCCCUACAGCGGUGGAGCCGGACAGAUCUGCAACGGAGAACAGCCCUCUGGGAGACCUCCUGAGAGGAAGUGUGGACGUGUCUUCCUGUCAGAUCGUGGUCAGGCCGGAUGGAAAGGGCAGUAGACCUCAUGUGUUCUCCCUGCUGCCCAUGGGCUCUCCGCGUACGGGUCCAGUGCUGGAUGUGGCUUCCAGCUCUCAAGACGAGUUGAAGGACUGGGUGCAGAAGAUCAGAGAGGUCGCCAUGACCUCUGAGGCCAAGCUGGAAGAGGGGAAGAUGAUGGAGAGGAGGAAGAAGAUUGCACUGGAGCUCUCGGAUCUGGUCAUCUAUUGCCGGCCUGUUCCUUUUGAUGAAGACAAGAUCGGGACAGAGAGAGCCUGUUUCAGGGACAUGUCCUCGUUCCCCGAGACCAAAGCUGAGAAGUAUGUGAACCGGAUCAAAGGGAAGAAGUUUCUGCAGUACAAUCGGCUGCAGCUCUCUCGGAUUUAUCCCCGCGGCCAGCGCCUCGACUCUUCCAACUAUGACCCCUUACCCAUGUGGCUAUGUGGCAGCCAGCUGGUGGCCCUCAACUUUCAGACCGCAGACAAACCCAUGCAGAUGAACCAGGCUCUCUUCAUGCUGAACGGAAGGAGUGGCUACGUGCUGCAGCCGCCAAUCAUGCGAGACGACAACUUCGAUCCUUUCGACAGGCACUCUCUGAGAGGAGUGGAGCCAGUCACACUGAUUAUAGAGGUGCUGGGUGCACGCCACUUGCCCAAGCAUGGUCGGGGCAUCGUGUGCCCACUGAUAGAGAUCGAGGUGUGUGGGGCGGAGUACGACAGUGCCAAACAGAAGACCGACUCUGAGGCGGAUAACGGACUGAACCCCAUAUGGCCCCGGAAGCCCUUCCGUUUCACCGUGGGCAACCCCUCCUUUGCCUUCCUGCGCUUCGUAGUCUAUGAGAUUGACAUGUUCAACGACCAGAACUUUCUCGCUCAGGCCACCUUCCCAAUCAACUGCCUCAAACCAGGCUACAGGUCAGUCCCGCUGAAGAACAGCUACAGUGAGGAUCUGGAGUUGGCCUCACUGCUAGUUCAUCUGGACAUCAUCCGAGGCCGGCAGCAUGAGAAUGGAGAGAUGUUGAGUCCGUUUCUGGGUGCGGGGGCAGUAGGGGUGUCGGUGGGCAGAGAUCGGCUAGUGGACACUGGCUCAAUCUCCUCUGUGUCCUCCAUGUCCCCUCUGCCCUCGUCUCCUGGACAGGCACUGGGCUACCGAGGCAGAGAGGGAUCCUUCGAGGCUCGCUACCAGUCUCCGCUGGAUGACUUCAGAGUGUCACAAGAGUCACUGCUGGACCAUGUGGACCCCCAGAACAGGAGGCUGAUGCGAAGACCCCGGGUCAGUGCAGACAACCGCGUGUAGCCCCACCCAACACACAACCCACCCACCCACCCACGGCCAGCAUAGGGGUCUGUCAGUGCUGAUGAUGUCAUGGACUGCUGUGAAACCUGUUUCUAUGGAAACGUUGUCGCCAGUGCGUUUGGCCUACAUUUCAGGCAGAACCUCUCUCUCUCUCUCUCUCUCUCUCUCUCUCUCUCUCUCUC